AUUACGUUAAAAUCAACGUAAUGCAUCUAAAACUGCGACAUAACAUGUCGUUUGCGGCUCUUUGAUUUAAAUGUUGUAUAUUCAAUUAUCGAUCGCCUUUAGGAUUCUAAGCGAACCCUGGAAACCCCCGUAAUCAAAUUAAACUGACGAUCGUACAGUAAGCUGUCAAAAGCUUGUUGCUUAAAUCUGUGCAGCGCUACAGUAAAGUAAUGAAGCAACGAGGUCGAAAUAACGAACUAUAAUUCUACGAACAGAGCGAUAAUUACAUGGUUUGUUAAACAGGCAUUUUGGGAGCCCUUGCCAUCUUGUUUUUGUUAACGUUACUUCACUUGGACUGCAGUGUCGUCUGUCCUAGCUGGUGCGUGAUUGCUGUUUCCUGAAGCGGUUCAUCCUUGAUGGUGAGAUCCCCAGCUUGAAGUUGGUCCGUCUACAUUGCUGGUCUUUGCUUUUUUCAAGGCCAGACUCAAUUAAGCACCCACACAGGAUACCUCAGCUGCAAGUCCUCUGCUACCACUUUGCACAACGUCAGCACCUAAGCCAUAAUAUAAGAGGACAGAGAUAAUGACCUGAGAAUGAAUGAGAAUUAAAUUCCCCUCACUUGUCUGAUAUUUAUGGGCACCAUCAUUUGUGGAAUAUACACCUGAAUGUGUCACAGAAAAACAUACAUCUGCAGUUGUUUCUUUUUGAUGGGUGAUUUCUCAGUGAUUGACCAGCCAUCUGAUCUUUCUGCUCCAGUUGAUGGAGGACUCACCAGGUUGUUUUAAAAGAGGACUUUGCACAUAGAGCCAACCUACAGCUUUUGGUGUAUUAGGCACAAUAAGAUUGACUUAAAAUAAUUUAUGAUUAUAACCUUUUGGACAUGGCGUUGAACAUGUCUUCAGUAAGAGACACAAAAUGGCUAACUCUGGAAGUCUGUCGACAGUUUCAGCGAGGAAACUGUUCACGUAGUGAUGAGGAAUGCAAAUUUGCUCAUCCACCGAAGAGCUGCCAAGUUGACAAUGGGAGAGUUGUUGCCUGCUUUGACUCCCUGAAGGGCCGAUGCUCAAGAGAAAACUGCAAGUAUCUUCAUCCACCUUCACACUUAAAAACCCAGUUGGAGAUAAAUGGGCGCAACAACCUCAUCCAGCAAAAGACAGCAGCAGCUGUGCUUGCCCAACAGAUGCAGCUCAUGAUGCCAGGACACAGCAUGCAGCCUGUGCCAACAUUUCAUGUUACACAGGGACUGGGCUCAAAUACUGGUCUUAGUUAUGGUUCAUACAUGACACCUUUGAGCCAUGGAAUGAGCCUCAUCCCAACAGACAACCUCUCCAGCACCCAGGUUCUUGUUUCUGGGAGCCCACCCGUCACGGUCCAGAGCUCCUCCUCUUCUUCUUCUUCUUCUUCUCCCUCACAGAAGCUGCAGCGUUCGGACAAACUAGAGGUGUGCCGCGAGUUUCAGCGGGGAAACUGUGCAAGAGGGGAGACAGAUUGCCGCUUCGCUCACCCCAGUGACAGCCCAAUGAUUGACACCACAGAUAACACUGUCACUGUUUGCAUGGACUACAUCAAGAGCCGCUGCUCCAGGGAGAAGUGCAAGUAUUUUCACCCGCCUGCACAAUUGCAGGCCAAAAUCAAAUCCAGUCAACAGCAAGUCAAUCACACAGCUGUCGCAGCCCAGGCUGCAGCCAUGACUCAGUCGACUGCCAAAGCAAUGAAGCGAUCCCUCGAGGCAACUGUAGACCUGGGCUAUCCCUACAGUGUACCCCUACCAAAGAGACCAGCUUUUGAGAAGAGCAACUGGGCCAGCUCUCUCCUCAGCCCUAGUUUUUUGCACUACCAACAAGCUCUAGCCAACUCACAGCUGCAGCAGCCCACUGCUGCAUUUUAUCCCACAGGUUCUUUCUUCUGCAUGGCUCCCGCUAACAGCAUUGAUCAUCCUCAAGUAAACACCAGUAACAGAAGUCAGUGCCGUGUUGCUGCUGUUAAAGACGCCAAACAGCUGCUCUGUAAAUAUUCUGUUAACACCACACACUAUCUACAACAAUCUCCAUGCUGAUAACAUCACUGAAGAAAAGGUUGUAGACAUUACUCUGAUCUCUCAUAAUAAAUUACAUAGCUCAGUUACUAGGAUUAUACUGUUAGAUAAGUGUCACAGAAGAUUAUUGUAUGCACGCACCUUUGCACCUGCAUUAACAUGCAUCCUCAGUAGUGUGCAUAAUAUCCUGGUUUCUAUUUCCUAAUCCAAUUCUGACAAAGAUCAGAGGUGCAUUUAGCCUCUUAAUCAGCUGAAAUGCAGUGCGUCUCCAGUUCACAUAUAGGAGGCUCAAAAGUAAAAAAAAGUUUUCUGAACAAAUCCAACCAGGAAGCACAUGGAAAUCAAAGAAAAACAGGCAGUGCAGGUACAGUAGUAACACCUAAUAUUAACUGAUAUUGAAACACGCUGAAAUGUUGUUCACUGACAGUUUAAAAUUAUGUAAAUAGUACAAGAGGAAGGGAUGAGCAUGAUAGAUCUAAUCUGAAAACAAUACAUGUUAAGACCAGGUGUAAAGGGGUCCUAUAUUGUUUAAAUUAUAUCCUCAACAUAUUGAGCAACAAAUUAUUUUUCCUUUCUUGAAUGUGUUAUGUAAACUAAAAUGAUUUUCACAUUGAUUGUUUUAUCUAGUGCCAGCUUUAAUUAUUUCAAACAAACUAGUAAAACACACUUAUUUUAACUUUGAACUUUGAAUUUUACAUUGUACAAAUUACGAAAGUUUCCUUUUAAAUGUUCUGAGGGUAGACCAUCUAUAUUGUAUAACCUGUCAUCCCCAGAGAACAGGAUCAGUGCUCCACCUCCUGGUGUGCCUUUGCAUUGCAUAUACAGAAUGUUUGCUGCAGAUACUUUUUUUCUUUAAGGCAGUGAAGCAACAAUGAUUCAAACAUUUAGGUUUUACCCUCUGUAUUAUAAAUUAAAAAAGAAAUCCCAAAUAUUUGGGUUAUCGGUCACAGUGAUGGUCGACUUGCUGAUGUAUCUGGAAGUGGUUUUCACUGGAGCCAGUUUCACAAAGAUAUACUUUGACUAUGGCUUAGGUCCAACUAAUCAGUCAGUUUUCAGAUGUCUGAAUUAAUAUGCUGCACAGAGAUGUCUAGUUCUUAAGUAUCUUAAGUAGGUCUAAUGGCUGACCACGUAACCACCGCAAUCCGCUCAUCAGAACAUGUUUUGAUCCAAAAGUUAGAAAGACAUUGUACUGGGAAGAUUCCCCUUCUCAUUUCUCGCUCUGCCAUAUUGUUAGAAACCGAUAAAUUAUGAGUCAUGUUUUCCUCCUUUUUGUAGAUUGGUGACACUGGUCAGCAGGUGUCACUGAUUGUUACCAUGGAAACACUGGUCAACAGGUGUCACUGAUUGUUACCAUGGAAACACUGGUCAACAGGUGUCACUGAUUGUUACUAUGGAAUUAUUUUAGAUCUAAAUUUGGCUCACAUUUUAGGCUUAACAUAAGUCUAUCUUUAUUUCUGUGAGACUGUCUAACUUGCAUCAAAGAAAUCGAAGUGCAAAAUCCGAACGGGCCUUACAUUACAGACCAGUCUAAAAUAUCUUUGUGAAACCAGCUCCUGGUUCAACAUGAACAUUUAGGAAACCAUGUUUUUAAUAAGAGCCUCCACAGCCAUUGACUCAGUAAAGGGUGUUAGAAUUACUACCACUCAAAUUCAAACUAAAGUCCCUGUAAUCCCAUCAGGGAUAAAUUGAGUAGUGUGUGAACUGUCAGUCUUAAUGUUACAGUCUGUUGUAGUACUGUAUUAUUUGAAUGUUACAAGUGCCUGAAGAAUUGUGCAGAUGAGGAUAUCCCUGCAUAUUGUAAAGGCUUUGUGUGAAAAAAUCACUCGAUUAAAUCUACUCUGCUUAAGUCGCAUUUAGAGAGAAAUGUUUUGCAAUGCUACGUCAGUGCAUUAACUCUUUCAAUUCAUUUUCACAGAGGACAUUUGUAUGAGUGUACUACGUAUAAGAGUUGAUAUCAAGCUUAAUUUCAUUUGUUUAAAUUUUAAGAUGAUUAAUGUGUGACAAUUGUUUCAAAAUUAGUUUCAUGCACAGUACAAUACUUUUAAGGAGGUAGAUGUUUGGUGAAGUUUAGUUGUGUAUGCUUGAUACCACAUUAUGCAAUUACCCAUCUUUGUUUGAAACUGACAGCAGACAGAGUGGGUAUUGUGUCUGGUUAAGUGAAAAACAAAAUCGUUUUCACUCAUAUACGUAACAUUCUCUUGAAUACUUUUCAUGUAAGUUUUUAGUUCCCUGUUUUGCAAACAGCUUGUGCAAAUAUCAACCUUUCCUUUUAAUGUUUCUGAUGUCUUUUCAAAUGACUGAUAUAAGUUUUUGGUUUUUUAUGAAAAUGUGUGUGUACAAUUCUGUGUGAUUAACUCUGACAAUCCACCAAGAGAUAUUUCAUUUGUUCACUUUUUAUUUUUUUCUUCAUUCGUUAUGAAAAGUUUGACACAUUAUUGGUUGGAAUAUAAGGAGUAUACUUAGAGUACACUACUGCAUAUUUUACUAGUUUAACAUUAGAAAAGAAGGCUUUUAAAAUGUAUUCUCUUCUAUUUUAUGAUGAAUGUAAUUUAUUAAACUGACUUUAGCUCUGCUGGAGGUUCCUCAAAGGGCCUUGAUCUGUUGUAUUAGCCUAUGAUAAGCCGUCUUGUGUCAAGGGUUUAAAUGUUGGAGCAAAAACAAAGCUUGAAACAUUUCAUCCCUGUCACUGCCUUGUCACCUGUGAGGGACAACAAACCUUUGUAUGAGCAAGGCAAUAGAAUUGCUUUUAAUGUACAAAAGUGCAUUGUACAGGCCACAUUUUAUGAAAAGUAACUUUCAUAAUAGUGUAAUAAUAGUUUGUCAUUUAAUUGUUUGGAUGUGUUGCUGAGGCAAUCUGAAGUUGCAGUGAUUAAAAACUGUAUUUUUGUAGGGGAUGCUUUUGUUUUUCCUCCUCACAAUAACACAUUAGAUUGUACUGUCAGAUAUUUGACUUUAUUAUGCCAUGGUGAAACACUGUAAGUGAUCCAGUGCAUGAGAAUAUAUUUUGAAAUGUGAAUUUUGUGUUUUAUAUGGUUUUCACUGCAUGUUAACAUCUUGCAGCAAACAUAAUCCACCCUCAGAUAAUCUGCAGUCAGGGGGUCAGCAGUUGAUGCUUCAGCGGCUGUUUGAACCUUCAUUUUCUUUUCAUAAUAUGUUUGCUUUUCAAGUUUAGGUUAUUAGAUAUAUGACAUGUGUUCCCUUAUUUAUUUUACCUGCAAAUAAAAAGGCAUAUAGCCAAAUGUAUGUUUUACACCUUUUGGCAAAAAGCUUGAAUGUCAUGGAUACACCCCCACAUGGAGGUUGUUUGAGAUUUGGGUCACCCAGUCAAAAAGAUGUGGACAGUAAGAAUGUUUGGUCUGACUGACUAAAGCACUUUCUCAACCGUCGGACUGAGAGGACAUGCUUUUUGUAAACUUUGCCUUAUCUUUAAUCUAUUCCUAAGUUUGUAUUUGUUCAGUAACUAAGAAUUUCAUUUUGUCUAAUAAAUAAAAAGCAUUUCACUGAAUUUUUUCGUUGAAAUUAUUGCUACAUGAGUUUUGAGUUUGAAGCCAAAAUGACAGUUUGUAAAAUAAACCCAAACACCAUUCUGAUAGGACUGGCUAAAUUGGUUGUUAAAUUAAAUCACAGAUCGAAAUAUGCGAAUGCCAUUUGAUUCCAUCCUGGCCUGAAUAUAAACUGUUCCUCCUUUCUUUUUAAACUUACUUGUGAACAUUAUUUUAUUUGUGCAUAAUUAAACAUUUCAUGUGGAUAGUUUUGUUCCUGUAAAUUCAAAAUUGUGUAAAAUCUAAUAUUGCAAAUAAAUAAAUGUCAAUUAAA
This is a messenger RNA of Perca flavescens (yellow perch), 5830 nucleotides long. Its product is annotated as muscleblind-like protein 2a. Gene Ontology annotation, biological process: regulation of RNA splicing. Gene Ontology annotation, molecular function: metal ion binding; RNA binding. The coding region runs from base 860 to 2035 and encodes 391 amino acids. The transcript is spliced from 9 exons. The record is from RefSeq and is a predicted model, not a curated record. Lineage: Eukaryota; Metazoa; Chordata; Actinopteri; Perciformes; Percidae. Gene Ontology annotation, cellular component: cytoplasm; nucleoplasm.